Messenger RNA from Bufo bufo (common toad), 939 nucleotides. Its product is annotated as putative olfactory receptor 2B8. Gene Ontology annotation, biological process: G protein-coupled receptor signaling pathway. The transcript has 2 exons. Lineage: Eukaryota; Metazoa; Chordata; Amphibia; Anura; Bufonidae. Gene Ontology annotation, cellular component: membrane. The record is from RefSeq and is a predicted model, not a curated record. The annotation marks the transcript as partial. Gene Ontology annotation, molecular function: G protein-coupled receptor activity; olfactory receptor activity.
AUGGUUGAAAUGAUCACAAAUAAUUUCACCACCGUGGAAGAGUUCAUUCUACUAGGACUAACCAACAAGAAGGACCUGCAGAUAUUGUUAUUUAUUGUAUUCCUUACAUGUUACAUUGUUUGUUUAAUUGGUAACAUAAUAAUUAUUUGGAUCAGUAGUACAAACCCUCGACUCCACACUCCAAUGUACUUCUUUUUGAGAAAUCUCUCCUUCUUGGACAUCUGGUAUACGUCAAGCGUUGUUCCCAAAAUGCUCAUAAACUUCUUAUCAGUCAAGAAAACCAUAUCAUUUGAUGCAUGUUUCAUCCAGUUGUUCAUCCAUCUAUCUCUAGGGGGAGCAGAGUGCUAUCUUCUGUUGACAAUGGCUUAUGACCGGUAUGUGGCUAUAUGUAGCCCCUUACAUUACACUAAUAUUAUGCAUCCCACCUUGUGCAUUAAAAUGGCAACUGCUUCUUGGGUUGGUGGUAUAGCAAACUCAAUAAUACAGACAUUCAAUACAUUGCAGUUGCCCUUCUGUGGUCCUAAUGUAAUUAACCAUUUUUUGUGUGAGGCACCCAUAUUGUUAGAAUUAUCCUGCACAGAUACAACUUUUAACAAAAAUAUAAUUUUCUUUUGUGCAAUAGUGGUAGCCGUGGUCCCCUUUUUCUUCAUUCUUAUUACAUACAUCAAUAUCAUUUUCAGCAUAAUGAAGAUUCGUACAACCACAGGACGGAAAAAAGCCUUUUCCACUUGUGCUUCACAUGUUAUUGUAGUGACCUUAUUUUAUGGCACCAUUUUUAUUAUAUAUUUGAGACCAGGGACUAUUCAUGUCAGUAACCAAGACAAAAUGGCCACCUUGUUAUACAGUGUUUUAACACCAAUGCUUAAUCCAUUGAUCUACACUUUGAGAAAUAAAGAUGUGAAAGUUGCACUAAAGGAAAUUACUUGGGAAAACUUUGAA